GCAAACGCGCAUGACGUCACCUGACACCAACGCCAUGGCGGGCGCGAGCUGUGAGAAUGAGGGAGAUGUGUGUGUGUGCAGCGCGUAGAGACGCUGGAACGGUUAACUGUGGUUUGGGCAAAACACGAAUGGCCGCAGACUGAUGUCUGAACUCGCCAAGUAACCUCGAAAUGGAGUGUCAAAGUGGCAGAGCCGCAGAGAGAGCGCAGCCGCGUGCCGGAAAUCCACCCGAGCCGUCGUGCGCCGCGAACACGCCGAGCCAAGAUGGCGGACCGAGAUCCGACUUUGAGGAAGAAUCAGCAGCGGAAUUCCGCGACGCGCCAAGACUCAAAGCUCCUGACACGAAACGCGGUUCCGUGACUCACAGACUAGCCGAGGAACCUCAGAGGCUCAACUUUCAGAUCCCGAGGAGGAACAAAGAAAAGAGAGAUCUGUUCCAGUACUUGUCCUCAGAGUCCAGAGAGUUUGCAGAAAUCCUCAACAUAAUCACCUCUAGCUACAAGGAUCCUGCCUCAAAAGGGAACUUUGUGUACUCAAAACCUCGCCUCGUCCACAACGAGCCCCUGGAGAAAGAAUUCAUUGAAAAGAGAAAGGAGCUGAAGCAGGAUGGACGCGCCGACAAAGAGCUCGCCGAGUCUUUUUGUUUCCUGCUUUCUGACAAGGUCCCGUCAGUGUGUGAAAAAGGUUUAUCAGUUGGCAAUAGCUGGAUGAGUCUUUUGGGAAAUUCCAGUAAAGGCGUUUACUUGUGUCAGUUCUCUGACUUGCUACAAACCAGUCCCCCUGAGCCAGGUUUCACUGGAGAGUUAAUCAUCUUUAAAGUGAUAAAGGGUAAAGUGAAGAGCAUACAGGAUAACAUGUCAAGAGGUUUGGAUCCUACACCCAAAUUUGACAGCCAUUUCUGUAAGAACGCCAACAGGGUGACGUCCCUGACAUCUUACAAGGCAUUCGAGCACACUCAGCAAUAUUUCUACGAGUAUGUGGAUUAUGAGAUCGCAUCCAGACCCAGGCAUGUGUGUCCGUACGCUGUGGUUUCUUUUCAGUACAAAGCCAAAGAGGCAAUAACAGCAGGCCCCAAGACAGCACCUCUGCAGAGGUCCAACAGCCUGCCCUCAGGAACAGAAAGUCAUGGCUACACUGUCUGGAAAGGCCACUUUGUGAACGGCGGGAAGGAAGUGUAUCAAGCAAGCCUUCAUUCCAUUUCUCAACCCUUUCUACCUUUCAAGAUACCAGACAGGCUCGAGCUGGGUACAGUCAUGAGGCUGGAACAAGUACAGACGUUAAUUCCAUCUACACUUUUCUCCUGGGAUCUUUACUCCGGCAGCCAUGAAGUGUUCAAAAGUGGAAUGUACUGCAGUCUGUUUGAGGUCGUGGUGGAGAAAAACAAAUCAGGAGACGGCCUGGCUGAGCUGUUUCAGGAGCUUGAAAAAAAGGGAUUGGUAUUGAUGAAUAUGAUGAACGACAAAGGUUUUCUCUUCCUUCUGUCUUCAGGCCAAAUGUCCAGCUCAAACAGGCGCAGAGCGAGUUGGAAAACAACAUCUCAAGCUCUUUUUGUCUAUCAGCAGGCUCGGGACGCGUCGACGUUCGCACUUGAACACACUACUCCGCGCACGCACUUGACCCCGGUACCUCAGGACUCUGUAAUGCCACGGCUGAAUAGCUUCAUCCCGGCGUACCACUACGCUCUGAGCAAAGUGCGCUGUAACCCACCAGCUAACCUGAGUGCUGGAGUUGAGCAGCAUGCCCGCGAUUACCUCAGCAGCCUUCACGAAUCCAAACCCAUGCAGCGAGUCCGAAUCGACUACGACAGCAAACUGGAUGACAGGGAGAAACUCUUUCCUGCACCGAGGCAGAGAUUCAACUGGGAAGGCUACAUUCAUUCCUACUUUUAUAACCCUGGUCUGUUUACAAUGCCUGUUAUAAACGCAAAGAAAAUGGUGGAGAUGAUCAGGGUUGUUCCCGAGUCCAGAUCCGACCCCGAGACCACGGACGCUUCCAAGGCUUACGGUGACCCAGAGGGUAAAAGGAAGGAAACCAAACAGAAAGUGCUCCAAGAUGCUCACGGUUUAAAGAGGAAGUUGGAGGAAGAAGAGCAGAACCGAAGUGCAAAGUCUUCAAGGAUAGCCAGCAAUGGAGAAGGUGAAGAAGGUCAAGAUGAGAAGUCCCACCAGACUCUGGCUGAUAUGCUGAUCAACACUGGCCUUCAAGACACAGACCUCAGGAAGGACAAGUCUCAGAAGGCACUGAAGGUUGUGGAGUUACUGAACAGAUUCACCAAAACCUCUCAGGACACGGACUUGAGGAAGGACAACACUCAGGUAGAGCUGGAUAACAAGGUGCUGAACAAGAUAACCAAAACCUUCUGCAGCUCACUUUUGCCUAACGUUGUUGGAGAACUGGAAAAGAGCAUUGGAGACACUGAAAGGACUCUAAAGGAGAGCAUGACCAGUCUGGGGCUCCCCACUAACCUGGACACUGACCUUCGGGAUCGAUUCCCGGACGACGACGAGCAAGAAACACAAGGAAGAAACGAUCUCGAGGAGGAAACUGCUGGCAGCUUGAGUAGCCUGGAGGCUUUCAGUCCAUGCUCCGAUAGCAAUGGACAACAACGCAGUGACAACAUACCUGGAGACAGAUCAAUCCCCUGGGUGCUUAUUCCCAUAACAGGUUUGAAGACUGAGAGAUACAGCCACAGACGAGACAGAAAUCUCGAGGAUCCCCGAUUCAUUCAAAGCCCCACCGUGUCCACUCACAGCGGUCCAGAGAAGCAGGACCUCGUGCCUUCUGAUCAGCCAGACAGCAGUAACAUGGAACCUGAACCAGGGAUGAACUCAGCAGAGCAUCAGGACACGGAGGUCUCCGACGUGCCGAAAGUUUCGGAUAGUCAGGAGCAGGAUGGGACACGGUACAGCGGCGUCGACUGCAUAGUCGACGAGCAAAUCUCCGGCUUCUCCACUGAGGUCGAGGAUCUUUUACGAGGGGAACGUGUGUAUUACUUUCUCUCUACUAGCUCUCAAACCCAGAGAAAUCCACCACAGCCUCCCAUGGUACCUUUCUCCGAGUACAUCUCGCAUUAUAACACACCAUUUCCGGUGCACAACUACAUCAACUCAUUCAGAGACACCGUAAGCGCUUUCUUGGAUCCCCGGAUGAAUAGAAGGGAUAACACGACGCUCGUUUCUUCUUCGGCUCCCGAAGUACUUCCAGUCUCUUCUUCUUCUCUCGUUAAUGCACCUGCGCACUCUCCCAGCUCUGCGGCGAAACCUGCGCUAACCUUCAAUCCUUCCACACUCCUAGAGGACCACCAGCAACAUUUUCAUGAUAUGCCAGUGAUAAAUGGGUUAAAGCAGGCAGAGCAGAGCACAGGGAGAAGUGAAAGGCUUAAACCCCAUCAAGGGAGGAUUUCAGACUCGUCCAAUAACAGCUGGGGGAUCUCUGAUGCAGGGGAAAGCAUGGCUAGCAGCAGAGCAGCAAACAAUGAACCUGCGCUUCUAGAACCGGAUCCAGAUGCCUUCAGCGACGUUAUUAGUCAGCUAAAACCCGAGGUGUUCAACAACCUGAAGAAGAUCAUGAAUCAUGUACAAAAGAAAACCGUCCAGUUCUACAUCUUUUGUGUGGAUGAGGAGAGUGAUGUAUGCUGGGAAAUAAAGGACUAUCUAACAAGGCUCGGCAACCCAGAGUGCGAUCCUCAGACCUUUCUUGACAAGAAGGACAGUCAAGACAAACUCCUGAUAGUUAUUCAAAAUAUAGACAUUGCUGCCCAUAUCCAUAAGAUUCCUGCAUUAGUGUCUCUAAAAAAGCUGAGAUCCGUGAGCUUUGCCGGAGUAGACAGUCUUGACGACAUCAAGAAUCACACCUACAACGAACUGUUCGUUUCUGGCGGCUUCAUCGUCUCCGAUGAAUUCGUCCUUAAUCCUGACUUCAUUGCACAGGAGAGACUUCAGGUUCUUCUUCAGCAUCUUGAGGAGCUUAACACACCCGAGAGUCCGUGGAGAUGGCGGGUACAUUGUAAAACUCACAAAAAGGUCAAGGAGCAAAGCAGGUGUAAAAGUGAAGCCCUGAACAUACUGAACCUCCUCAUGACCUACCACAAGAAACAAAUAGUCGAGUUUCUGCCAUAUCACGAGUGUGACGCUCCGUCACACCAAGCGCCGGACCUGGACUGUCUGGUGAAGCUUCAGGCUCAGAACACUCGACAGCGUCACGUAAUUUAUCUCACAGAGCGUCGCUUUGAGAUGUUUCCACAUUAUUCUAACAGCGGUAUCGUUACUGCGAACAUUGAUGACCUCCUGUAUAGUAUGGCCAGUCUGAUCGGUGAAGCAGGUGACAAACCAGCACCUUCAGACCUGCAUUCCUGUCCCACAUCCCCAAUAUUGAUGGACGAGGACAUGGGACUAUGCUCUGAAAUUCACAGCCUAGACAGAAUAUCUGCCCACGAUGAAAGACCCUCUGUCUGCACAGACUCACAUCCUUGUCCACUGACCGAUCCAGACCCUGCUUUAUCUGACCAUACAGUAAAAGACAAAGCAACGAUAGUUAGUUUACCGUCAACCACCUCUGUGAUUCCAAAGGAAUCCGAUUAUAAAGCUCUGAGAGACGUCAUUUCCAGUUUUAGAAAUGCCCGAAUGCAAGCAAGUUCCCGCACAGGCCAAAUAUCACCAUGCUCUAUCGGUACCAAUCCUCUUCACGGCUUCCUAGCACAGAGCGACAGGCCUCCGUCUGUUCCUCAGGGCCCUUCGGAUGAUGACAUUCAUUCAAAUCAGGCUUUGAGUCAAAUAGAGGAAGUCAGGCAGAGAGAGCACAUUCAUGCCGAAACUGUGUCUGCUUCAGAAAUUGUCACAGUGCUACAGGCACAUUUUGGCUCUGGAGCACAAGAUAGCACGUCUAAGACAGAUUCUGUAGUCAUGGAGACCACCAGUAAUACAUGUGACAUAGAUCCUACCUGGAAUCGCACGACUGACACCGGCAUUUCUGCUGAGACCCCAAUGAACCCGAACAUCAGUGGCAUUGAGAGUGGUUCGAAUCAGAAAAAGGAGGCAUCAGAACCGGGAACUACAAUAGAAACGGUGUCCACUACGAGUUCAUCUAGAGCCAUGUCCGAGGACAAGACUGCAACUAGCAGGAGCCACGGCAGCCGAGGUAGUAAACGCUCAGUGCCUGGACGUUCGCCUUAUGGGAUGAAUACUUUAGUCACAAUGGACAGGAUGCUGCAAAGCAGCAAUUUGUGGCCUGGUGCUCAAGCUUCUCAGAACAACGCUAUGGGAUUUCGAUCCCAGCUACUGAACAGUUCAGUAGACAACACAUUCACACAUUCGGGCCUAAGAAGGCUUUUACCUAGCAGUAACAUGGCCUGGAACAGUUUUGCUCAAGGGACAGCCACAAACAUGUGGGGAAUUCGGCCAAGUGUUGGACUGGGACAAGUUCACCGGACUCCGUUCAUCCAGAGCUACGCCUGGCAUGGGCAUCCCGCAUUCCAAGGAAACGGACAUCCUCCUAGAGGGGGCUAUGGUGGCUGGUGAUCCAGCGCUGCCUGUAAAUAGUUAGAUUUUUUUUUUUUUUUAAUUAUUUUCUCUGACUGAAAAAAGGAACUACCAUUCAUUAAUGAAUGUGCAAAUCAUUUCACAGUUUGUACAUAACCCAUAUUUGUAUUUAAAGAUUUUGUUUUAUUGUCUGGUUUAUGUUUCUUUUUGGAAAACACUACAGGCAAUUAUGGCCUUGCUUUUAAUGUUAACAUUUUUUAAGCUGUACAAAAAAAAAAAAAAGCAUUAAAGCAAUUGUAUAGCAGCUUGA
This is a messenger RNA of Tachysurus fulvidraco (yellow catfish), 5787 nucleotides long. RefSeq names its product transcription activation suppressor a (gene tasora). The record is from RefSeq and is a predicted model, not a curated record. Gene Ontology annotation, biological process: protein localization to heterochromatin; negative regulation of gene expression, epigenetic. NCBI's taxonomy places the organism in Eukaryota, Metazoa, Chordata, Actinopteri, Siluriformes, Bagridae. The transcript has 23 exons. Gene Ontology annotation, cellular component: nucleoplasm; heterochromatin. Gene Ontology annotation, molecular function: chromatin binding. Bases 171 to 5516 code for a protein of 1781 amino acids.